AUGUAGAGAUAAAUAGAUAAUAUUAAUAAAGAAUAUUAAAGAAAAGUAGAAGAAUGUAUAUAAAGUUUAUAAUAAAAAGUUGAAGUAAAGAUAUUAUUUAAUAAAAAUAAAUAGAACUCAUUCAAUAAUAUUGAUGCAAAACUUGAUGAACUUUUUAAUGAUUAGUUUAUUUAAUCAAAUAUUAAACUAUCUUAAAGAUAAUAAGAUUUACCUAAAUUCAAUUCAUCAUUUAAAAUAUAAGAUGACAAUUUCCCAAAGUAAAUCUAUUAAGAAUUGACUUAUUUAAUUAAGAAUAACAUAUAAAAUAAACUUUAAAAGUAAUAAUAAGAAUUCAAAAUCUAAGAAAUUACUCAAUCUAAUCUUAAACCAUUCAAUUAUUAAUUAAUUAAACAAAAUUCAAUUAAAUAAGAUCAAUAUUGUAGAGCAAUUGCUGUUAAUAAAGAUUGUUCAAUCUUGAUUUCUGGAUGUGAUAAUUAAAUUAAAGUAUUUGAUUUUAAAUAAUCAAAAUUGGAAUAAUUUCAAAUAUUAAAUGAACAUAGUAAAAAUGUGUCUACUUUGAAUUUCAUGAAGAAAUCAGAUCAAUUUAUAUCUGGAAGUGAGGAUUAAUUGAUUAUAAUAUGGAAAAGAAAUCAAAAUAAUUAAUGGAUUUGUUAAUAGAAAUUGAAUGGACAUACAAAUG
Molecule: messenger RNA, 679 nt
Organism: Paramecium pentaurelia
Lineage: Eukaryota; Ciliophora; Oligohymenophorea; Peniculida; Parameciidae
Source: the annotation of a GenBank genome assembly